Musca vetustissima is the source of this 1581-nucleotide messenger RNA. Its product is annotated as prolyl 4-hydroxylase subunit alpha-1-like. The transcript is spliced from 8 exons. Gene Ontology annotation, molecular function: procollagen-proline 4-dioxygenase activity; L-ascorbic acid binding; protein binding. Bases 1 to 1581 code for a protein of 526 amino acids. Gene Ontology annotation, cellular component: endoplasmic reticulum. Lineage: Eukaryota; Metazoa; Arthropoda; Insecta; Diptera; Muscidae. Gene Ontology annotation, biological process: peptidyl-proline hydroxylation to 4-hydroxy-L-proline. The record is from RefSeq and is a predicted model, not a curated record.
AUGAAUUGGUUAUUUGAAAUUGUGGUAAUAGUGGCCACCGUCACAAUACUCCCCACAAAUGGAGAAUUUUACUCAUCGGUUUAUAAAAUGUCUCAAGUGAUGGAUUUUGAAUUGAAAAUGUUGAAAAAUAUGCAAAAAUUUAUUGGAAAAAAUCAAAAUAAAUUAGAUUAUCUAAAAGAACGUUUGGCCGAAUAUGAACGUGAACAUAAUGAAGCGAUGGAAACGGGUACCUCAUACUUUGAGAAUCCCGUUAACAAAUAUUUACUUACCAAACGUUUGACAACAGAUUGGGAUCGCCUGGAAAAUAUUUUGCAAUACAAAGAAGGUCACAAAACCCUUAAAAAAAUUAAAAAUACAAUGGUUAAUGAAACGGAAUUGGAUGGAGCUUUAGAAGGUGUUCUCAGACUCCAAGAUAUCUAUCGUCUUAAUACGUCCGACAUUGCGAGCGGUCUAUUUCAAGGUGUUCAGCAUGACGUCCAUUUUAAAGCUCGUCAUUGUUUUGAUAUGGGUAAGAGAGCAAUGGAAACCGAAUAUACGAAAUUGGGAUAUUUUUGGUUAAAGGAGGCACUGAAGAGAUCCACAGAUGAUGAAAGUGUUGAUAAGCUUGAUAUUGAAUUGGCAAUAGCUGAUGUUAAAUUUCGAUUGGGUGAUAUACAGGGUGCCAAUGAAACCUAUGCCGAGUUAUCAAGUCGUUAUCCUGAGAGUGAAAAAGUGGCAAAAUUAUUUGCCGAAUUUGGAGAGAAAUCGGUUGAUAAACAACAAUUUGCUGUGGAUUACAGUAUGGAGCACUUACCCCCACCUGCAGAUAUAUUCUCAGCUAGCCAUGCCGAUUUAUUCAAACUCACAUGUGCUGGUCUGAUUAAGAAAACCCCAGCAGAGGAACGAGAAUUACAAUGCGGCUAUUUAGUUGAAACUCAUCCCUUUCUCUGGUUGGCUCCAAUUAAAGUUGAGGAGUUGCAUCACGAUCCGUUGAUGGUCAUAUUUCACGAUGUUCUCUCCGACAAUGAAAUUGAAACCUUAAAAGAAAUGAAUCAACAAAUUCAACGGGCCACGGUAAUGAGUAAAAAUGGUUCGGUUGUUUCCAAUGUUCGCACUAGCCAAUUUCAAUUUAUACCCGCAACAAAACAUCCACUUUUGGCCAAAAUCGAUCAGCGUGUUGAAGAUAUGACCAAUUUAAAUAUGCGAUAUGCGGAAGAUCAUCAAUUUGCCAAUUAUGGUAUUGGAGGACAUUAUAGUGAACAUUUUGAUUAUUUCAACAUCAAGGGAGUUGAUCUAUCCAAUAUUGUGAAUUUCGAUACGAUGGGAAAUCGUAUUGCUACGGUUCUAUUCUAUUUAAGUGACGUAGAACAAGGUGGUGGCACAGCCUAUCCUUUUAUGAAACAAUUGGUAAUGCCUAAAAAAGGUGCCGCUGCUUUUUGGUAUAAUUUACACGCUUCGGGUGAACCCGAUUGGAGAAGUCUCCAUGGCGCCUGUCCCAUCAUUGUUGGUUCCAAAUGGGUACAAAAUCGUUGGAUAAGAGAACACGAUCAAAGUGACAGGAGACCUUGUUACUUAUUUAACGAUGCAAUUGAAGAAUUGUAG